AUGUUUUUAAAGAAACAUGCUGCCUCCCUUGCAGGGCCUAUAACUACAAUCAUAAACACCUCUUUUAAGGAGGGUACAUUUCCAAACAACUGGAAGUCUGUUGUUGUACCAGUCUACAAAUCAGGAGAUGCUACUGACGGAUCUGUCCUGGGCCCUAUUCUGUUCAGCAUCUACAUAAAUGACCUGCCAUCAGUGUGCACUGGAUGUGAGGUGCAGAUGUAUGCUGAUGACACCGUCAUAUAUGUUCAUGCAAAAGCUAAAGCCCAAGCUGCUGCUAAGCUCAGUGAUACUAUGCUGUACAUGGACACUCUGAUAUUCCCUCAUCUAACUGAUUGUAUUACAAGCUGGACCCAGGCACUUAAGGUCUUAGACAAAAAAUCCAACCUCUACCAUCACUGUAGUGUCCUUACCAAAUAUAAUCUACUUAGAUGGGAAACUAUUUUAAAACACAGUGAUGCGUGUUUAAUCUUUAAGAUCCCCCACCACUUUGUACUUUUACUCAGAAUCAAGCAGCAGAACCACAAGGAGGAGAACACGGAGCUCGCCGCACAAACAGUGAGUCAGUGGAAUAACGGGACGCUGUUCGCUGAUCAGCAGUGGUCAGAGGCAGAGAAGUGGCUUCUUGUGACGUUGUUAGGUGUGGAGAUUGUGAUGGGAGUUACAGGAAACAGUCUUGUUCUGCUGGUCAAGGUCAAGUGCAGGGGUCAGAUCUGCUGUCACUACUGGUUUCCCUUCAUCAGUCUCACCCUGUCAGACUUAGACAUGUUGUGUUUCUAAGGUUGUUCCCUUUUCAUCGCCUCUGGCUCCAUGCUGGCCACUCUGACAGAAGGACAACGAUCCCCCUGGUGUGAGGUCGUCAGCCUGCUGAAGUUUGCAUUCAUCACAUCAUCGAUGGGGAGCAUAGCGGUCCUCUGCAUGCAGCGGCUUAUUGGAACAAGCUCCACCAGAAGUGCUUUGUUUGUCGUGAUGGUAGCAGCAUGUGUGACUUCCUGGUUAACAGGGCUGGUGUUUGGGAUGAUUCCUGUUGUUUUCUCCUGGAUCAGAUAUGAUCCUGCAGAAAUGCUGUGCGCGGUUUUCUGGGAAAGCAGACACUCAGACAUGAUAAUCUACAUCCUCUGUGCCUUCUCCAUCUGCAUCUUUCUUCCCUUCCUCCUAAUGCUCGUUUGCUCUGUACUGAGUGCUGUCAGCUGCUACUCGGUCAGCAGGGAUGAUAAGGAUCUGUCUGAGGUGGCCCCUUGGUUAGUGACUCUUUAUGUGAUCUGCUACACUCCCUUUGUUGUGUCUGAGCUGAUCUUGCUGGGUAGGAUGGACGCAAACCCAGCACCUGAUUGGCUAAGAACACUUUCCUCAGUGAUGUCGUAUCUGGACUGUUGCCUGAAUCCUCUGAUCUACUGCUCCAAUCAGAACUUCAGGGAGGUUGGCCUGGCCUUGUUGUGGACCAGACAGAAACCAGCAGCAGAGCCGGUCCUCAAGGCUGUCACUAAACUUGAGUUGUAGACGUGAGGAAGUCCGGUCACCAAUGUAACCAACCAACAUGAUGAAUGACCUGUACUUCUACAGCCGAUACCUCCUUCCUACUAUUCUAACAUGUUCAGGGAAAGCAUGCUUUGAGGAGACCAACACUAAACUCUGCUGCCUCAUCUCUUUCUCUGAAUCCACUCCUAGAGACUUAGAACCAAAAAUAAAUCUGUAAUCCAAGUCCAGGAUAAUCUGCUGGGAGCUGUCAGACUGUUCUACUUUGAAAGGAUAAAUUAAAAAGUUGACGUUCAUGUAGAAGGUUUUGGCUGUGAGAGAAUGUUUUUGACAGUUGUAUAGAGCCUGGAUCCGAUUUAGAUGUUACCAUCUGAGACAGGAGCAGCAACGCAGGCCUUUCUGCUUCAGACCUUUUCUAAAUGUUGGAACUGUAAAAAGAAAAUAAAAGUGAACCAUGAAGAAAACACACAAAUGACCCAAACAAAACUGUUGGAAAACGUUUACCACCGCGCAGUAGAGUGUCCUGACCAAGGCCAAACCCGAGGCUCCCAGACCUGAAGCCAACCAGGAAGUGACAGAAAUUACAGACACCCAAAUGCCAAAUGUCUUUUUUUUAAUUCAGUUUUGUUUACAUUUUAAUGGAUAUUUCUAAAUUACAUUUAUGAAAUUAUCACUUAGUUGCACAUUUCUAGGCUUGAUUACUGCAACUCUCUAUAUGCAGGGUUGUGUCAGUCAUCACUGUGUCGCCUACAGGUUGUGCAGAACAGCGCAGUCAGGUUCCUGACUGGGACCAGGAAACGGGACCACAUCAGUCCGGUUCUGACCUCCCUGCACUGGCUUCCGGUUCGCUAUCGUUCACACUUUAAACUCCUCGUCGUCGUUUACAAUUUUUUCCAGGGUGGUGUUCCCCCCUAUCUAGCCACACUCCUGAACAGACACUCCCCAUCACGCGCCCUGCGCUCCUCUGACCAAGGCCUGCUCGCUGUCCCUCGGUCUAGGUGUCGUACUCGCGGGGGCCGGGCUUUCUCAGUCCUAGCACCGUCACUCUGGAACCAGUUGCCACCCUCAGUUAGGCUGUCCCCAUCUCUGCCAGUCUUUAAGAGUCACCUAAAAACGCACCACCUCCGCUUGGCGUUCCCUGAACAUGUUUGAAUUUGGCCCUCUUUUAUGUUGAUUGUAUUUCCCUGUUUUCAUUGGUCUCUCUAUCAAUUGUUUUACACACUUGUCUUCUACUAGAAUGUUUUACCUUUUUUUGUAAUAUUUGAAUUGCUUUUAUUUUCGAUAUAUUCACCCUACUUAACUUUCUCAUGUACCAUGUUCAGCUCCUUGGGCUUCCUGACAGGGUCGCGGAAGGCGCUUUAUAAAUAAAGCUUUGAUUGAUUGAUUGAUUAAAAUGGGGAGACGCUUGCAGACUCAUGAGGAGUGUCCCGUAUGGCCAUCAGGACCAACGGAAGCGUCACAUCCCAGUCUCUGUAAUUAGAGGACACGUAUUUCUUUAAAAUACUGACAACCGUUGAGUUCAUCCUUUCGAGACGGUAGCCCCUGAAGUAGCUGCCGGCUUCCAAUCUGCAAUACUUUAGAAAAUACUGCGGUGUAUUCUGGGUAAUUUUUUACCAAGGCUAGGCUACAAGACACCUUUCGUGUAUCCUUGCUCAGCUAGCUAAACAGCUAACAAGAACACACUUCUUGGUAGAACAUAAACAUUGGAACACGUCUUGGCGGUUCCUGAUGACAUAACUCCUAGGCAACCGGGGCGGGGCCAAGACAUCAAGGUGAGGUU
Molecule: messenger RNA, 3253 nt
Organism: Nothobranchius furzeri (turquoise killifish)
Lineage: Eukaryota; Metazoa; Chordata; Actinopteri; Cyprinodontiformes; Nothobranchiidae
Source: RefSeq, a predicted model, not a curated record